GUAUUUCAAAGGUGGCAGACAAUGGGAACGGCAUGGUUUGGAGAGGUUGCCCUUGUUCCCCAUUACUGAUAGUUUGUUUACUUCCUGUGUCUAACAAAUGGCAGGUUACCACUAAUGUGUAUUAGUCAAGUUUAUAGAUAAAAUAGGUUGAAAUAAAACUAGUUUUUGGCUCGACAAAUACUUUUUUUUGUCAACACAAACAUAGACUCUUAUCCAAUGAUGAAAAAAAUGAUUUCUUGUUACCUGACCGGUUUUAAUUCUGGGAAGCCGUUUAACAAGGAGAACUGAAUGCAUCAUGUUACCACACAGCUGCGUGAGCUGGAAAAGGGGGCAGAACUUCCAACAGCGGUGCAUUUCUCACAUGCCACACUUACUGCCGUCCUCGUACAGUUGUGGAUGUUUUUGGUGAACAGGGGACUAGACGUUGGUCGUUUAGACAUGCACGGUGGCGGCUAAUCUGUUUUUUCCAGAGGAAGGAAAAGUUUACAACUGAAGUCUGAUAAAAGGGAGUGUAAGUUCUAAAGCAAAAUGUUCACAACCUACAUAAAGAGUCUGAAUGAUAUGGUAUUUACCACGUCUGAGAACCCAGAGGAGCAGCAGAGUCCUGGGGUCUUGGGCCGGAUCGGGAGCUGGUUCUCUCCAUGGAGGGGAAGGAGUCCCAAGAGUCCCACUGAAAAUUCAUCCCAAACUCGCGAUCAGACACUCAAGUCAGAGGAAGACAAAAGUGAGGAACCUGCCAGGGCCGAGGAAACUAAACACCGGAGUGGGGAGAAGGAACGAACCUCCAAUCCCAAUCCACUGGGUCCCUCAAGAGACAUUUUCCGCUUUGAAGAAGUGGACGCCACACAGUCUGCCCACAGAGAACGCUCUGUUGCGAGCAGCAGUGAGGCUGCAGGAGGAGGGCCAAGAGAGGAGGAGUUUUUAGGCAGCAAAAAGAAGACACUAAGGCAGGCGAGGGAGGGCAGCCAUGCUACUCUGGCGGGCGGGAAUUAUGACAGGGUUGCCAGUCAUCUGACGGAUCUCUCUGUUGCCUCUUCCUCCACUGAGCAGGGUGUGGUAUGGAACUCUGACCAGGUCCGCACCCAGCCUUCAGCCCAGAAAGACCCACAGGUCCAGGCAGGACGGAGGCUUCAUGUGUACGUGGAGGAAACCAGCGUGACUCACUGCGGCCAAGACACCUUAACAGGACAGGAAGUGAUCCUCACCAAAAUCGAGAAGAAGAUACCCGUCUUCUCAAAGCCUAAAUCACCAAAGUCGCCAAGUGUUGAUUUGUCAAGAAGCUCAAGUUCAAAGGCAGAGGAAAACAAAAGUGUACAUUUAAGUCCUGCGGUCGGACCACAAAGUGACUGCACAGCGACACAGCAGGGAGUGUCACAGAAAUUACACAAAGACUGGCAGUUGGAGCUUGAACAAGAACAAACAGAGGCCGACAGCAUGGGGCGUAAAAACUCAGCUAAGAAGAAAACCAGGAAAAACUCUCAGGGAGAUGGCGGGAGCAAGCCUCAGGGAAAAAUGCCUGUCGAUGUCCCACCUGUUCCAGAAGGAUCCCCUUCCCCCGAAAGUUCAGCGACCAGCCCACGGGGUGAAAGUCCACAGAGUCACGUUGAAGAGCAACCUAGUGACUCCUCCUCCAAGCACAGCCUCACCUCACCGGCCUCACCUGGAGGUGGGGAAAACGAGACUUCCUGUCCUGUUGCCGCCAAGAAUGCAGACAAAUUCCUGGGCUCGAAUCCAGUCACUGAAGCGGCUGAUGGCGGUGCAGACAUGGAGAAUGAUGAAAGUUUUUACAAAGUGGAACGGAAGACUGAGACACCGGAGUCCAAACGUAGGAGUAUUAAAGUUUCACGGAGCGAGGUGAAGCUUUUUCCUAAAAAUGUACCUUUGAACACUGAGAAAAGAAUCGUGGAGGUGGCCCUGGAGUCGGCGCCGGUCCACAAGAAAAAUGUAACAAAGGACGAGCCCCGUACAGAGACUGAUAAAGGAGAGCAAGAUAUGAAGAAACCUGAGAAGCCAGCCGUCGGCCGGAUUGCAGAUAAGAUCAGCCUAUUUGAGCGCCAGACAACGACGACGGACCUCAAAAGGACCUUUAAAGUCCCGAGGAGCGCCGAUGUCUCUCCUGCUAGGAAACCGACAGGGAUACUCAAAGCUGAUUUUCUGCCACCGGCGCAGAGGUCAAAAUCAGCAGAGCGGUACGGCCCCGCGCCACCCCAGCAGGACAGUAUAAUGACGGUUAAGGAGAGAGCAAGGAACUUUACAGAGGAAUCUACAAGAAAUUUGAAAUCAAUCCUGCCUCAAAAGUCAGCCAAGACGGGAAUUACUAAAAAAUCCAUCACAUCCACGGCAUCUGCUGUAUCAAAGUCAUCAGAACCCGACAGUCAGGGUAAACUGGAUACUGAAGCAAUGACAAAAGUAACACUAAAACCAGAUGGACAGGAUACCACUGCUGGUGGGGUAAAACGUUCCACACCUAUAGAACAAUAUGGCACACAGACCUCAAAGGCAGCAGACCAGGGUGCAAAACCUAACAGUGUUACAACAAAAACCACAAGUGACACAGCAGAACUCACCAAUAACACAAGCACACGUUCCAAAGUCCCUACCAGAUCCGGGUCUCGUUCUAAACGAAGAAAAAGUAAGGAGCCGACUAGUCCAGUUAGUGAAAAUGGGGAAAACAAAGCAGACUCUAGUAAGCCAGAGAUUACUGCUGGAAAACAAGUUGAUGAUGCGGUCUUUCUCCCACCUGAUGACGUAGAAGGGACUAUUUCCAUGAAAAAUAAAUUGGUAAAGGAACCUGACAUUUGUGAUAAACAGCUGGAUUCUCCUUUUGAAAAAGAGACCGAUAAGCUAGUCAACAGAGUGGAGGAAGUACCUGAAUCAUCAGUCAACAAAGAUGAACCCGAUACUGCUGCUCCUAUUGGGAAAACAAAGAAACCUAUUGAUGAGGUUUCUAGUUUGUCCCAAACGGAGGACAAAGCUGGGGAGGAAUCUCGUCAACCCAAACAGGAAGUCAAAACUGCAGCAGAGGACAAAGCGUCUCUCAAACAGUCAGUAGAACAUCUUAUUGAGAAGACUGUCCCGGUCGUUAAGGAACCACCUGCUGAAAGCCCAAAACUAAUUGAAGAACUACCAAAGCAACCUGGAUCAAGAAGCAGACUAAAAGCAAGGCUGCACCAAAACAUGGACACAAAGCCGCCAACAAGUCAGAGUAAAACUAAUGAUGUUGCUAAAUCAGAAUGUCAGGAUAAACACCAGAUUGAGAAAAACGACAAAGAAACACCAGAAAAACUCAUCAGUCCAGACAAAAACAUGACACAGAACACGGUUUUGGAGCAUACGCAAAACAUUUUGAGGACAGAGGAACGUGUUGCUAUGGAGAAUCAGACAACUCUGCCUGCAAGAGAUGAUAACAAAGCAGAACCUGAAGGAUCCUUAACGUUCCCUACUACAAAUCUAGAGAAGGCUGAAGUGUAUUCAGUAGUCAUUCAGACUAAAGAUAGUGAUCAAGGGUCUUCCCAUAAAGAGACAGCUGUAGAUGUAUCUGAGAAGGUAAAGUCACUAGAAAGAGUAAGGACAGAACCAGAUCCAGUAAUUAUAGCAACACGAGAACAGCAGCCUAAUUUUGCAUCUGCGGAACAAUUAGAGGGCGCAGUCGGUGACUCACAUCAACAUGAAGCCAAUUUGGGUGGUGACUUUAGUGCAAAGCCUGAGCAAGUAACAGUCUCUCAUGACCCCCCUGUGCUGAUAAGUGCGCACACUGACAAUAUGGGAACUGGUAAAGAGCUGACUUGUAUUUCUGUUAAAGGGAAAAGCCAUGGCAGUGAGACACAAAGCUCAGCAGUAAACUCCUCUACAGAUCAAAUAUCACUAACAAAACCACAGUUUGAGGAAGUAAGUACUACAGUAGCCCAGAACUCCUCUGACGGUGUUCUUCCUAGUACCGCAGUUGUGGUAGACAAACCAGAUAAAAAGAUUGACCUGACCCCUCUCGUUAACGGGGAUCUAUCCUCACAACUUGACACAGUCAAAGACGACCCAGACAAUAACAAAGCCCCCUCAUCCCCAAAGGCUAAAAAACUCACCACAGAGCCGAUCCAGCAUUCGUCACCCAAGAAGCUGCAUUCACCACGAGGACUAAGCAGAGAUGAUUCUUCAUUUCAUCAUCAGGACGCACCCUCCAGUUGGCUCGAUGUGGACUUCCCAAAGCAAAGACUUAAACUCCCAGGGCCCAAAUUGAGCGCCUCUGUGAGCGAAAGCAAUCUUCUGGACACAUCCGAUGAGCUAGAUGAUGAAAAUUUCAUUGAGAAGAUCCAGAAACUUUGCGCUCCGUUUUCCCUCCCACCACGGAAACACAACCAACUCCGGCCACCUCAGCCCCCUUUUGCGAUGCCGGCCAUCAAGGAAGACCACUUUGAGAAGACCUUUGACCCUGAGGAGUUUAAAUUUGGCCUUAGGAGGACAAAUCGCUCCUUUGACAGAAGUCCGAGCCUUUUAGCUAAACUUCAGAACCCGGAGUCCAAAACUGUCACAAAGCCUGCUCGGGCGAGUAUAGUAGAUAGAUGUUUGUUGAUUAGUAGUCUGGAUACUUCUCAUCUAAAAGAUAUGACAUCUAUCAAAGACGAAGAGGAGGACACCAAGGAAGGCGAGAAAGACGAUCACAUGAUCAGGAAGUCUCGCUUAGAGGGAAGCUGUGUCCUUAACAGUCUCACCGCCCCUAGCCCCAGGGGGAGGAGAAAUGGGGGGGUUCAGGCGCUGUCAGAGGGCACCAACUCUGGUGAUGUAUCACCCCAGCUUAGCCCUUUGUCCGAGUCAGCCUCACCCACUGGAGACAAUUUCACCAAAGUUAAGGAAGACCAAAUUCAGCCUACAGGGGCUGUGGUUGGUGACUCAGGUCCUCCAUUUUGCUCCUUUAACGACAUCAAGCUGCCUGACUAUUUGGAGAAGUACCUCCCUCUGGAGCCUCCUAAAACAGGGAAAAGUAUGCAGGAACAAAUGAAAACAGAGGUUACAGCCCCAGUCCUUGAACCGGAUCUGGUUGUAAAACCCGGUUCGAACCUACUUCAUUCUAAUACCGUGCCUGCAUCUUUUCCUGGGAAUCCGCCAAGCAUUUACCCCGCACAGUCAGAGCUUCGGCAGCCUCUUCCCCAGAGGACUCUUGGUAAUAAUGUGAGGACUGCCAGGGGGUUUCAUAAGCGACCUGGAAAGAUCGUACUGUUCCAGCAAGCUCAGUUCAGCGGCCAAGCCUACGAGAUCUACAGGGACAUAGCAGAUGCCACUCACCUGCAGCUCUCGAACAUCAUAUCUGUGAAGGUCAUUAGAGGAUGCUGGAUUCUCUACGAGAAGCCGGACUUUCAGGGCCGCUGUAUCGCUUUGGAGGAGGGGGGCCUGGAAUUGACAAACGAGUGGGCAGAACCGGGGCCAAACAACACCUCGCCAAUGCUAAUCGGCUCCAUUCGACUUGCUGUCUGUGAUUACAGCACCCCCCAUAUUGAUCUGUUCACGGAACCGGAGGGUCGCGGUAGAGUGACACCUUACCAUGACGACACCAUAGAGACGGGCUCCUUCGGAAUCCCGCUGAGCACCGCUUCCAUCCAAGUGCACUCCGGGUUGUGGCUGGUGUUCAGUGAUCCAGGUUUCCAAGGAAUGCUCGCUGUUCUGGAAACAGGAGUGUACCCGUUUCCAGAGACCUGGGGCUUCCCGUCGCCGUUCGUUGGCUCUCUUAAACCCCUGAAAAUGGGUGGUUUUAAAGUGGAGAAUCCGAAUGAAGUUAAGGCUGUGGUGUACGAGAAACCCGGAUUUGAAGGUUCCUGUUUGGAAAUCGACUGCGAUGUCUUCCACUUCGGAAAUGACGAAGAAAUCGAAGCGAACACUCACACUCCCCAACUAAAGUCUGUGGGUUCUUUGAAGAUAAUGGGCGGAUUCUGGGUAGGCUACAACGAAGCAGGGUUUGAAGGGCAGCAGUACAUGCUGGAGGAAGGAGAGUACCUGGACUGUAGCGACUGGGGAGGCUCGGGGCAGAUACUGUCAAUGAGGCCCAUCCUGGCUGAUUUCAUCUCGCCGCAUCUCAAAAUGUUCAGCAACAAAGACUUCAGUGACCGAGGGGUCAACAUCGAUCUGAUCGUGCCCGUCAUCAACAUGGACCACACCGGUUACGGCAGCAAGACGCAGUCUAUCGAUGUCAUCAGCGGCAUAUGGGUUGUGUUUGAAGAGCCUGGCUUUUGUGGCGAGUCCUACAUCCUUGAAAAAGGCCUCUACGGAUGCCCAGAAGACUGGGGAGCGCGACAGGACCGACUUGCUUCUGCCAUGCCUGUUGUGCUGGAUGACUUUGAGAACAUGGCCAAAUUCAAGGUGCAACUUUUCUCAGAGCCAGCUUUUCAAGGCAGCGUCCUUUCUUUGGAGGACAGCAUGGCCACCGUGCAGCAAGGCUUCACGGUGGCCUCCUGCAAGGUCCUGGUCGGCAGUUGGCUGGCGUUUGACGGCCGGGACUUCACUGGCAGGAUGUAUCUGUUAGAGGAAGGGAACUACCCCGACCUGAGGGCGAUGGGUUGCCUCAACGCGAGCACCGCCAUCCAAUCAUUACAGACAGUUGGCUUUGAAUUCUCGCAGCCCUCCAUCAUUCUUUUUGAGCGCUGCGGUCUGCGUGGAAAGCGGGUGGUACUGACAGACGGCUGUGUCAAUCUUCACCUGGCUGAAGGCUGCGCUCGGGUCCAGUCGGUGCUGGUGGAAGGGGGAAUGUGGGUGUUAUACGAGGGGAUCAACUACCGGGGGGCUCAGAUUUUGGUCAAACCUGGUGAGGUGCCUGACUGGCAUCACUUCAGCAAGUGGAAUAAAAUUGGAUCCCUCCGUCCCCUAUUGCAGAGGCAAGUGCACUUCCGUUUAAGGAACAGACAGACGCGGCUUAUGAUGACGGUGACCGGCGAUCUGGAGGAGGUCAAACUGCUGCGGAUUCAGGAGGCCGAGGAGACUGAUGGUUUUGAGCAGGUCUGGGUCUACCGCGGCGGCCAUCUUCAUUGCAAGAUGCUGGAGGAGUGCUGUCUAAGCCCCAGUGGUAGCGUGACCAUCGCGGGAUGCCGCUUGGGUCUCACGCCCGAGCAGGACAACCAUGUGUGGAGCAUCACACCCGAGGGCUUCAUUCGCUACAUGCCGAACUCCAAUUUGGUCUUGGAGGUGAAAGGGGGGCAUCAUUACGACAAAAACCAAGUGAUUCUCAACACCCUCGAUCCAACUAAACUACACCAGAUGUGGGAUGUGGAGAUUAUAUAAAAAAAAGGCUAGCAUGAGUCUCACAUGUGCAGCUGCUAGGACACACGAAAGUUCAAGGACAACAUGCACCUUUUCCGCAACUGUUUUUUUUUUUUUACCUUUCUGUGGAGUCACUGAAAGAAUUCCGACGAAUGUAUUACAAGUUUUAAAAAACAACAUACAAGCAGUGAGGCUUGAACUUGAAUUAAAAAAAGAACCUUCUUCAUGCUUCCAGUAAUAGAGCUCAAGGUUUUAUAUGUUUGUCUUCUCAUUGUAAUUAACUUAAACAGUGUUAACACCUCAAAUAUUUUUAUUCAAAUGUAAUUUUGCUUUGUAUCCAGCAAUAAAACAAAUCUACAUCCCUUA
Molecule: messenger RNA, 7605 nt
Organism: Doryrhamphus excisus (bluestripe pipefish)
Lineage: Eukaryota; Metazoa; Chordata; Actinopteri; Syngnathiformes; Syngnathidae
Source: RefSeq, a predicted model, not a curated record